UCCCUGGGGAGGCGGCAGGAUGGCAGAGGGCAAGGCAGGCGGUGCUGCCGGCCUCUUUGCCAAACAGGUGCAGAAGAAGUUCAGCCGGGCCCAGGAGAAGAUCUCCUUCUCUUCUGGAGAAGAUGUGAUCGCUGUCCUCACUUGAGGGGAGCAUCUGAUUCCCAUGAGAUGAUCACUCCUGCUCCAGGGUGCAGCCUCAUCAUUAUUGGUACUCCAAAAGCUGGGAAAAACUGUGGAAACCAAAGAUGAGCGAUUUGAACAAAGUGCCAGCAACUUCUACCAACAACAGGCAGAAGGCCACAAGCUAUACAAGGACCUGAAGAAUUUCCUUAGUGCCGUCAAAGUGAUGCAUGAAAGUUCGAAGAGAGUGUCUGAAACCCUGCAGGAGAUCUACAGCAGCGAGUGGGAUGGGCAUGAGGAGCUGAAGGCCAUCGUAGGGAACAAUGACCUCCUUUGGGAAGACUAUGAAGAGAAACUGGCUGACCAGGCCGUGAGGACCAUGGAAAACUAUGUGGCCCAGUUCAGUGAGGUUAAGGAAAGAAUUGCCAAACGGGGUCGGAAACUUGUGGACUAUGACAGUGCCCGACACCACCUGGAGGCGGUGCAGAAUGCUAAGAAGAAAGAUGAGGCCAAGACUGCCAAGGCGGAGGAGGAAUUCACCAAGGCCCAGACUGUGUUUGAAGAUCUGAACCAGGAACUACUGGAGGAGCUGCCUAUUCUUUAUAAUAGUCGUAUUGGCUGUUAUGUGACCAUCUUCCAAAACAUUUCCAACUUGAGGGAUGUCUUCUACAGGGAGAUGAGCAAGCUGAACCACAAUCUCUAUGAGGUGAUGAGCAAACUGGAGAAGCAGCAUUCCAACAAGGUCUUUGUGGUGAAGGGACUGUCAAGCAGCAGCAGGCGCUCUUUAGUCAUCUCCUCCCCAGUUCGAAAUUCUACUGUGACCAGUCCUCUGACUUCACCUACCAGUCCCUCUGCAGGCUGCUUGAUCAGUGAGAGCGAAUCCAUCCCAGCAGCUGAAGAAGAGCUGGCCCCUGAGGCAGCACAGGGAGAAGACAAUUUGGAGACCAAAGAAGAGCCCUCAAAAGAUGAGGAAAUGGAGGAGGAUGAGUCCGAAGCAAGCUCCUCUGAGGAGGAAGCUGAGGAGGAAGAGCCUCUUCCAGCCUGCAAUGGCCCAAACCAGGCCCAGCCACCUCACGCUGGCCAGGGUGACAAGUCCCAUCAGGAAGUUCUCCCUUGCUCUCCAGCCCCGCAAGCAGGCAAAACCCUGACCUCUUCAGAGGAGCCACCAUCUCUCCCAGAAGUCAUCCUCCGGACCCGCACUUCUAGUGAAGGUGCCGAACAGCCAAAGAAGAAAACCUCUACCCAGAGAACCUCAGCACCCCCCAGUAGGCCUCCUCCACCCAAAGCCCCUCCAAGUCCCAGGCCCUCUUCAGGGAGUAUGCCCUCCAGCCCUCCAGCCUCUGGAGGGAGCUCACCCACCAGCCCCAGGGCCCUCUUGAGCCCUGGGACUCCAAGUCCCAGGGCCUCCUUAGAGGCCUGUCCUAAUCCAGAACCCCCAGAGAAGCCUCUGAGAACUCCUGAGGCCAGAGAAAAGGAAAACGGGCACAAUCCGAACCCAGAAGAGCUUUGCCCUUCCCCCUCCUUGAGCAUCUCCCAGGUUUCUUCAGCACCUGGAGAGGUAAGGAAGAUGGAAGGCAAAGAAGAGGACAAUAAACUUAUCUCCGCUGACUCUCCUGAGGUACUAAAUGGCCAAGACCUUCAGCUUCCUAUCUCUGCAGAUCCAGGAGAAAACAAUGUCUCAGCACCUGAGCCUCAAGAAGAGGUAUCUACAAGUCAAGACACAGAACUCUGAAGAGAAACUGCCAGGACCUCCCAGUCACCCAUCUCCACACAUCUUCCUGAAGAAGCUCCUCAACCCGAGGGGAAAGGUCAAGGGGCAUAAUGUAGCAUUCACUUCCAGGUUCUCUGGCAGGCUGAAUGCUGGAAGUCUAUAAAGGCCUGCCAUUAAUGGAGGCCGAGGGAGGGAGGGUGGCAGGCUUGGGGGAGGAGAACAUUAGACUCAGGGAGUAUUUUAAUCAGGCUUAAACAUUAUUAGUAGACUAAGAAUAAAUAUUAAAGCGAGGCCGUAAUGACUAAAGAGCAAAAGUAUCUUGUACAUGCAGACACACCACACACACAGGAUAGUGGACAUCUGUGCCUUUGAUUUAUCACUCAUUUGGCAAGAUUUAAAGCCAAAAGAACAGAUUAUCAGAUUGUUCAAUAAAGUGUGAUUUUGACUAGAUGUGGACUCACUGUUUGACAUGGGUUGUUUCUGCAGCUAUCUGUUUUCCAUUUUGAUAAGGUUAUUAAUUUUACUCCAGGUUCAGAAAACUUCAGUCAUAUCCCUGACUCCAGCCUACCCUACCUCCUGGCUGCAAUUCCUUUAUGGUGCCUCUCCUCAAUCCAGAUACAUUAUUACAUAAACCAAUACUCUGGGGAAGGGGUUGUAGGUCAAAGCUGGAUCCAGUGGUUAUGAUCUAGUACUCAGUGUGAAUAAGGAUCUGGGCCCCAUAGAAGUAGAUAUGAAACUCCAAGUAAAGGGAAGGGAUACAAAGUAUAAUUGUAUAGUG
Castor canadensis (American beaver) is the source of this 2609-nucleotide messenger RNA. The record is from RefSeq and is a predicted model, not a curated record. NCBI's taxonomy places the organism in Eukaryota, Metazoa, Chordata, Mammalia, Rodentia, Castoridae.